Molecule: messenger RNA, 4212 nt
Organism: Nelumbo nucifera (sacred lotus)
Lineage: Eukaryota; Viridiplantae; Streptophyta; Magnoliopsida; Proteales; Nelumbonaceae
Product: receptor-like protein 7
Molecular function (GO): protein binding
Source: RefSeq, a predicted model, not a curated record
AUGAAAAGAUCUAUUGGGAAAAAGCUCUUGCCCAUAAAAGACGCUAACAACCUGAAUUUGAGCUUUUUCAGGAAGCUUUUACGAUCUUUUAGCAUCUCGUCUUCAUCGAAUGUGUGGCAUGAUGCACAUGCUUGGGAGAAAAUGGGUUAUCUUUCCACUAAAAACUAUUUGAAUGUCUCGCAUGCAUUGCAUCAGGUCCUCAAGCUGGCUUUGGCUGGCCACCGGAGGGAUGACAGAGGGUUCUGGGAAGGUUGCUCCAAUCGUAGGGGGAAGUGGAACGUUCACGGGCGCCACUGCUUGAGGCACAUUCAGACCGGGAACUCCGUCCGCAGAGAGGGGGACGCUGAACUGUACGAUGCAGACAGUGGGAAGUUGGGGUUGUUCCUCAGAGGUGUUUCGGUGAACUCCGCCGUGUACGCCUUGACCCUUCAGUCCGAGAGGCAUUUGAAACGGGCUCUAACUGUUGAGGACUUGGCUUGCGCAGCCCACACCGAUCUGAGGGAAGCUCGUGACCAAAUCUAUCGGCUGGAGAGCAAUUCUUUAGCUCAAAAGAAUGUCAUUGAGGCGCUGAUGGCGGAGAAGGAGGAGCUGACACGUGAGAGGGAUGAGCUGAAGAGCGAGGGUUUUAAUGAGACUGUUACUAAGACUUUGAGAACUAGUAUCCCAUCUAAUGCUCAUGCCAGAGCCUUGAUGGUGACGUGUUCUUCUCCCAACGAAUUUGAAUUCAGAGCAACUCUAGAGGGUCUUCAGUUGGCAAAAUCAUUCUCCGUGAACUCGAUUAUCAUAGAGAGUGAUGCACAGGUUGCUAUCCAGGUUUUCUCUUCAGAUCUGGAACCCCCUAGAAAUCUCUUUUUCUCAAUAAUCUCUCGCGUUUCUGUCCAUGGAAGAUGUCUUCACGACCAGGAAUUGCUGUUGCUCCAGUUAAAGGGAAACCUUUCUUUCUCCACUGCUGUUUCUAUUGCUCCUGCUUCUGCUUCAAAUCUUUCCUCCUGGAAUGCAAGCGAUCACAGUGACUGUUGUUAUUGGGAAGGUGUCUACUGCGACGCGGACGGCCAUGUCAUCGGUCUCGAUCUCAGCAGCAAAUUGAUAUCAGGGGGAAUUGAUGAUUCUAGCAGCCUCUUUAAACUUCACUACCUUGAGGACUUGAACUUAGCUUACAAUACCUUCAACGCUUCUCGGAUUCCGUCUGGGUUUAGCCAGCUCCUCAACUUGACUUCUCUUAACCUGUCCAAUUCAGGUUUCGCAGGGCAGAUUCCGAUUGAGAUCUCACGUUUGACAAGGUUGGUUUCCCUUGACCUCUCUAGCUUAUUCACUGGACAGACAUCAUUGAAACUUGAACAACCGGAUCUUAGAGCGCUUGUGCAGAACUUAACAGGGUUGACAACUCUUUGUCUCGAUGGAGCAAACAUUUCAGCGCAGGGGACUGAAUGGUGCUGGGCCGUAUCCUCCGCACUCCCUAACCUGCAAGUGCUGAGCUUGUCAAAUUGCCAUCUUUCAGGUCCUCUGGAUUUAUCCCUAUCAAAUCUUCGUUCUCUCUCAGAUAUUCGCCUUAACCUGAAUAACAUUUCCAGCAAUGUACCUGAGUUCUUUGCAAGCUUCACGAAUUUGACAUCCCUGCAUCUUAGCUCCUGUAGGUUGAUUGGAGAAUUCCCAGAGAAGAUUUUCCAGCUAUCAAAGUUGCAAACCUUUGAUUUAUCCCUCAAUCCCCUUCUCAGCGGUUCUUUCCCGGAAUUUCCUGAAGCCUCGUCAUUUCAAAACAUGGUUCUCUCUCACACAAGUUUCACUGGGGCAUUGCCGGUUUCUAUUGGGAACCUCAAGUUCUUGUCCAAGUUAGAGAUCGAUGGUUGCAAUUUUUAUGGGUCAAUUCCAUCUUCGUUGGUUAACCUUACUAAACUUGUUUCUCUGGAUUUCUCGUUUAACAAUUUUACUGGACCAAUUUCGGGGUUGCCUGAGAAUCUCACCCAAAUUAACCUUUCAAAUAAUCGUUUAAAUGGUUCUAUGUCAUCCUUUCGUUGGGACAAACUUGUGAAACUUGCGGAUCUUGACCUGAGAAGGAAUUCGCUCAGCGGGACAAUCCCCUUGUCUCUUUUUACACUCCCAUCUCUGCAGAAGUUACAACUCGCGCAUAAUCAACUUGUUGGUUCACUGAGUGGAUUACAUAAUGCAUCUUUGGCACCUCUGGAAACAUUAGAUCUGAGUAGCAACAAGUUGGAAGGACCGAUCCCACCAUCAAUUUUUCAGUUCCAGGGUCUUAAUAUCCUCGCACUUUCUUCCAACAAAUUCAAUGGCACUGUACAGCUCGAAAUGAUUCAGAAACUCAAUAACCUUUCGAACCUUGACCUUUCAUAUAGUGGAUUGGUUUUUAACACGAGUGCUAGCAAUUCCACCUUGUUACCAUUCCCUCAAAUUGGCACAUUGAAGUUGGCUUCUUGCAAUCUGACAGAAUUCCCUGAUUUCUUGAAAACAAACCAGUCGAUAUUGAGUCAUCUAGACCUUUCUGCUAACAAAAUUCAGGGAGUAAUCCCAUCUUGGAUUUGGAAUAUUAGUAAUGGGGUUCUGAUUCAUCUAAAUCUUUCUUAUAACUCCUUGGCGGGCCUAGAGCAACCAUUGCCGAAUCUUAGUUCUAGUUCGUUGGCCAUCAUCGACCUUCAUUCCAAUCUGCUCCAAGGAUCAAUCCCAAUUCUGUCAUCAGUUGCUACCUACUUGGACUACUCAAACAAUAGGUUCAACUCCUCCAUACCAAGCAACAUCUCCUCCUACCUCAUGUACACUAUUUUCUUCUCCCUUUCCAGCAAUAAACUCGUUGGAGAAAUCCCUGAAUCAAUAUGCAAUGCCGGUUAUCUGCAAGUUCUUGAUCUGUCUAAUAACAGCUUGAGUGGCACGAUCCCCUCCUGUUUGGGUAGCGUUUCCAAGACACUAAGGGUACUGAAUCUUCAUGGGAACAACUUUUCUGGAAGUAUACCUCAGACGUUUCCGGAUGGCUGUAGCUUGAGGACGCUCGAUCUCAACGGGAACAGACUAGGAGGGCGUGUCUCAACAACUCUUGCCAAUUGCACAAUGCUAGAGGUUCUGGACCUUGGGAACAAUCAAAUAAAUGAUACCUUCCCCUUCUGUUUGGUGAAGUUGCCUCAACUGCGGGUCCUUGUUUUACGGUCCAACAACUUUUAUGGUUCCAUUAUCAAUAAUAGUCUAGAGGCAAAUCACACAUUCCCAAUGUUGCAGAUCAUCGACCUUUCUUCGAAUAAAUUUAAAGGUUAUUUGCCCUCAGGUUGCUUUUUGAGCUGGAAGGCAAUGAAGGUUGAGGAGGAUGAAACCCAGUCAAAGUUUAAGCAUGACGAAUUGAAAUUCAGGUUCCUGGAAUUCAGUCAGGGGGGGUUCUAUCAGGACACAGUGACGGUUACUAGUAAAGGGUUGGAAAUGCAGCUGGUGAAGAUCUUAACCAUCUUCACUUCCAUUGACUUGUCAAGCAAUGAAUUCGAGGGGGACAUCCCGCAAGUGAUAGGAAACCUCACCUCACUCUAUGUUCUCAACUUGUCACACAAUGCUCUGUCAGGUCCAAUCCCGUCGUCUCUUGGGAACAUUAAACAACUGGAGUCGUUAGACCUCUCAGAUAACAUGUUGACUGGGGAAAUCCCUUCAGAAUUGGCGGGCCUUACAUUUCUUUCAUAUUUGGACCUCUCAUGGAACAAUCUUGUGGGGAUGAUACCACAAGGAAGUCAAAUGCAGACAUUUACAGCAACUUCUUUCCUAGGGAAUUUAGGUUUGUGCGGGCCACCGCUGCUGAAAAAUUGCACUGUUUCUGAGAAUUCAUUGCCACAGCAGCGGUUAUUGGAAAAAUCUGGGGUUAAGUUUGAUUGGGAAUUUAUAUCAACUGGAUUGGGAUUUGGAGGAGGAGCAGGAGUGGUUGUUGGGCCCCUAGUGUUUUGGAAGAGGGGAAGGAAAUGGUAUGACGAACAUGUUGAUAGGCUUCUGUUCAUGAUUCUUUCAUGGUUGGGAUUGGUUUUUGCCGAUUGUAAUGAUGGGAGGAUCCAGGUGGAGGAGACCAUGGAAGAAGAGCUUACGGAGAUGACAGGUGACUGUGACAAUGAUGAAGAGGAAGAUGGGGAUAGGUGGGGUGGCCGAUUCUGUGUGUUCUGUUCUAAACUAGACAUCAGCGGAAGGAAGGCCAUACAUAAUCCCGAUUGCUCCUGCUAUACCUCGUCUUAUCUUUAA